Cydia splendana is the source of this 593-nucleotide messenger RNA. RefSeq names its product keratin, type I cytoskeletal 9-like. The transcript has 3 exons. The record is from RefSeq and is a predicted model, not a curated record. Lineage: Eukaryota; Metazoa; Arthropoda; Insecta; Lepidoptera; Tortricidae. The coding region runs from base 52 to 516 and encodes 154 amino acids.
AUACGUAGAGUCAUUAGAUAAUGCUGGAGAUAGUUAUAAAAGAAUAGGCGGAUGCGUUCAGGUCAUCAUUUCGUUGUGUGCUGUCGAAGGAGAACCAUGAUGUUCCUGCUGCUCACCGUAGCCUGCGCAGUGGCCGUCUCAGCCGUGCCCUUUGCCCCCAUCCCGCCAUACGGCGGCGGCAUGGGCUUGGGCAUGGGCAUGGGAAUGCCCAUAGGCGGCGGGCUGGGCAUGGGUGGUGUCGGUGGCGGCCAGUACGGCGGUGGUCAGCAGUUUGGUGGGGGCAGCUCCGGGUUCGGAGGUGGUUCUUCGAUGGGAGGCGGACAGCAAGGAUUCCAGCAAGGUGGACAACAAAGCAGCUUCCAUCAGGUAACAUCAGCCCAGCAGUCAUCUGGUGGAGCCUCAGGCGGGUCCUCCGGCUUCGGAUCCCAGCAGGGCGGCGGUGGCUUCAACAACUACGGACAGGGGGCAUCCGGCUUCGGGGGAAGCGGUUUCGGCAAUUCACUAGUCGGAAAGUAGAUGAUGAUGAUGGCUGAAUUUCCAAUGAAGAUUUUCUACCAGAUUUCAAGGAUUUCGUGAGGCAAGGAAAAAAUGCU